This is a messenger RNA of Mesoplodon densirostris (Blainville's beaked whale), 843 nucleotides long. RefSeq names its product SLAM family member 8 (gene SLAMF8). The record is from RefSeq and is a predicted model, not a curated record. Lineage: Eukaryota; Metazoa; Chordata; Mammalia; Artiodactyla; Ziphiidae. Gene Ontology annotation, molecular function: signaling receptor activity. The transcript is spliced from 5 exons. The coding region runs from base 1 to 843 and encodes 280 amino acids. Gene Ontology annotation, biological process: regulation of B cell differentiation; leukocyte chemotaxis involved in inflammatory response.
AUGACCGUGUGGUCCCUGUGGAGUCUGCUUCUCUGGGAAGCACUACUUCCCUUCAUUGUCACCGGUGCCCAAGUUCAGGGCCAGGUGGGGGGCUCGGCGCUGCUGGUGGCAGAGCGCCCUCCCGGCUUCCAAAUCCGAGAGGCCAUCUGGAGAUCCCUCUGGCCUUCAGAGGAGCUCCUGGCCACGUUUUUCCGGGGGUCUCUGGAGACGCUGUACCACUCCCGCUUCCUGGGCCGAGCCCAGCUGCACAGCAACCUCAGCUUGGAGCUGCGGCCACUGGAGUCUGGAGACAGCGGCAACUUCUCCGUGCUGCUGGUGGACAAGGAAGGUCGAGCCUGGACCCAGACCCUGCAGCUCAAGGUGUAUGAUGCAGUGCCCAGGCCCAUGGUGCAAGUAUUCAUUGCUGUAUCAGGGGAUGCUCAGCCCUCCAAGACCUGCCAAGUGUUCCUGUCCUGUUGGGCUCCCAACAUCAGCGACAUAACCUAUAGCUGGCGACGGGAGGGAAACAUUGACCUUGAUAUCAAGCCAGGUGGCCUCUUCAUGGACGGACAGGUGCUGAGUGUGUCACUGGGACCAGGUGACAAAGGUGUGGCCUAUUCCUGCAUUGUCUCAAACCCUGUCAGCUGGGACUUGGCCACAGUCACCCCCUGGGAGAGCUGCCAUCACCAAGCAGCUCCAGGGAUGGCCUCCUACAAAGAUGUGCUACUGGUGGUGGUGCCUGUCUUGCUGCUCGUGAUCCUGGCUGGUCUCUCUGCCUGGCACUGGGGCCCCUGCUCAGGGAAAAAGAAGAAGGAUGUCUGUGCUGGUGAAGUGGCUCCAGAGACAGAGAACCCCCUUGUGUAG